CGGCAAUCCAAACACGGUGAGGAUGACGAUGAAGUGCUGGGAUCGGCGUUCUGCUGCAGCGGCAGCGGCGGCAGCGCUUGUGGUCGCGUGUGCAUUGGCAGCCCAAGCUGUGGUGUUGCUACCUUCCACAGAAGCAGCUGGCGUGGUGGAUGUGGAGGCUUCAUCUCGCGAUGCUGUCUCGCUGACCGGAUUCUGCACUGGAACGUCCAUGUACAACGCGACGUUCUGCAACGACAACUCGACAUGCUGCCCCUACAAGUGGAGUCCCAACGGGUAUGGCUGCUGCACCAUGCCCAACGCCGUGUGCUGCUCCAAUGGCUACACUUGCUGUCCAGAGGGAACCGAAUGCCGGGACUCUGGAACCAGCUGGGAUGUGAUCACAUCUUGCGUUCCAAAGCAGGUGCCAGGCGGCGGUGCAGCCGCCACCCGUCAAGAUGGAGCAGUCACGGGGAAACAGGUGUGCAAGAUCGGCAUCUCGCGACCCUUCAACCAGACCAAGAAGAAGUGUCUCAUCAUCGGCGACAGCGUUUCCAUCGGCUACACGCCCUAUGUGGCGGAGCAGCUUGCUGACAUCUGCGAUGUGCAGCACAGCCCCAACAGCGGCGAUGGUGGGGCGUGCGAGACUGCGUAUGGACUGCAGUGCCUGGAGUAUUUUCUCACGUCCUCCUCCGGCCACCCGAUCCACCCGGAUUUCAUCAUGUUUAAUUGGGGAUUGCACAACCAGGUGGCCAACAACGCCACGCCCGUGCCUGGGCAGAGCGGGCGCCAAGAAGACUAUAUUGGGCCAUUGACUGCCAUUACGCAGCGGCUGCUGCAGACCAACGCCACGCUGCUGUUUGCCAUCACCUCUCCUGAGCUGUGUAGUGUUGAGCAGGAUGACAUUGUGUUGCGCUUGAACAAGCAAGCCAUCGCACUCAUGCGCUCCCACAGCAUCCCCACAGUCAACCUCCAUUCCGCAAUUGUCAACAAGUGCGGGCCUGUGCCGCAGUCAGAAUGCUUUGGGCAACAAGGGUGCUGGUGCCCGCACUGCCCGCCUGGCUACGAAUGGCUGGCACAGUCAACCAUCUCCCCAGCUAUUCGAGCGCUUCUCCUCCAAUCCUGACACCACCGCCCACAACCACGCAAUCCCAGAUGCUUGCUCAGACAUGCAUCCAGCUGCCAUCCUUUGCUUGUGUUACACACCACAGCCCUUUCUUUCUCUUGAGCCAAUGUGCGCCAGUGCUUGCUGCCUUGAGGAACAUGUCAUGUUCGCACGGGUUGCACAGCAGCUUGCUUGCUUGUCAUUUGUGGUGGUCCUUCCAUCCAAAAACCAAAACGCAAUGAUGAUGAUGAUGAGGAUGACAACACGGACGAUUGUGAACCG
Molecule: messenger RNA, 1363 nt
Organism: Salpingoeca rosetta
Lineage: Eukaryota; Choanoflagellata; Craspedida; Salpingoecidae
Exons: 8
Coding region: 23-1102 (359 amino acids)
Source: RefSeq, a predicted model, not a curated record